Ixodes scapularis (black-legged tick) is the source of this 1029-nucleotide messenger RNA. Its product is annotated as transmembrane protein 147. Bases 98 to 808 code for a protein of 236 amino acids. NCBI's taxonomy places the organism in Eukaryota, Metazoa, Arthropoda, Arachnida, Ixodida, Ixodidae. The record is from RefSeq and is a predicted model, not a curated record. The transcript is spliced from 6 exons.
UGCGGGGUAGAUGCAUGGCGUCUUCCGUGAGCGGGUUUCGGUAGGAAGAAAAAAAAGAUCACGGUAAAACCUAAUUUUUGAAGUAAUUUAGACGAAAAUGACACUAUUUCACUUCGGGAACUGUGUUGCCUUGGCUUAUGUUCCCUACCUCCUUACAUACAAGUAUUCUGGUUUGUCCGAAUAUGGGGCAUUUUGGAAAUGCGUCCAAGCUGCUGCCAUGUACAUUGUUAUGCAGCUUUGCAAAAUGCUGAUUCUAGCCACAUUCUUCCCACCCGGCGAUGUGUCAUCUGUGGGUGGAUUCGACGUCUUGGGGUUACCCUUUCGUAUGGAUGUGGAGUUUCUGAAGGCCACGGUGGAUCUGGCUGACCUCGUGGGUAUUCACGUUGUGAUGACCAAGGUGGCUGGCAAAGGGGAGACCAAGUUCCUGGUGGCAGGGCUGGGGUGGGCGAGUGCCGAGCUGUUGAUGACACGCUUCGUGCCCCUCUGGGUGGGUGCCCGUGGCAUGGAGUUUGACUGGCGCUACGUCCAGCUCAGCUUUGACUCAAACAUCUCUCUCGUGAACCACAUCACAACCGCAACUCUUGUCUGGUUGUGGAACCGGAAUGAUCUCCGCAAAGUUCACCUACCGGUGGUCACGGUACUACUGGCAAUCACAUGCUACCGUUCCCUGAUUUUAGAACUGAUGGUACAGACCUUGGCAUUUGGACCUUGGCUUGUGCUGGCGGUGAAACUCCUCGGCGCUGUCAGCGUGGGUCUAGCGGCUCUUCAUAUUUACCUUAGUUUGACUCAAAGCCUGAACUCUUACUGAAGGCAGGCAGAGUCAUUUAUUCUCUCACGCCAUUCACUUGGUUCGUGAGUAAUGGCUUCUCAUCUGAAUCAAUCGCCUGCGAAGCUGGACGGAAGAAAAGGAGGGAACAGAGCUUAUUUCUAUUGUUCUGCUUACUUCAGUGUUUUCGUCUAGAGUGGUGUAAAGAAUGACAGCAGGCUAUGUGACUUGUAUAAACAUUGCAUUAAAUGCCCAAUGUUGCC